UUUUCGUGCUAUUUAGAAUGCAUUGUGACGUCACAAUUCCCAUUGAAAAGACAUGCAUAGUACGAAUUCAUAUGACGUACGAACAACAUAUGAUCUGACGAUAUGUGGAAUACUUUUAAAAAGGAAUUUUAUUGUGCCCGUGUAAUAUAUAAAAGCCAUAUUUUCCAUGUGGAUUUUGUGUCCGUGUAUUAUGAGCCUUGAUUUUUAAAUCCUUUUGGAUGUGUUCCUCAUUUGCAGAAGGAAGGUACAGAAAAAGAAGAAGAAAGUUGACCGUAGGUACUCGUUGCUCUCCCCUGUACAAACUAAGACUUCCAAUAAUUUCACCACAAAUGAAAUCCCCCGACAAUUUUAAAAGUUUGUAACAUAUCACCACAACGUCGUCUUUUCCUAUCUAUGUUAGUCAUGGAAGUAAAGGACAAAAUUAGAUAUUUUAUUGCCAAAUGUGCAAAUAUAAAAUCACUACAGACUUGUAUCAACAACAGCAGAUGGGCCUGCAGAGACAGAGUUACCUCCCCUAUUCAGCCUAGAGAAAUAUUGUCAUCAGCGUUUCAGACUUCAAUUGUUAUUAUAAUAUUCAGUGUAAAUAAUUGCCAUGGUUGGCAUGGAUAUGUUACGAUGCAGUCUGAACCAAAAAUUGAUGCAAAUAGCGAUAAAGAAUUUGAUGAGGAUUCAGAGAAAUCAGAUGAUGUCGCUGUGGGAAAAGAAAUGCUGAAUACCAAUAAUUUGAAAAGGGAUGAUGAUCUGUCACCAUGGUUUUAUUUCAAUUUGAAAUGGAUUACUGAAUAUUCGUCUCAAUUUGGAGAACAAUGUCUUCCGUUCCAAAAAACAGCAAACUUUUACUGUAUUGAUAAAAUGCCACUAAAUAAAGCCAGGAAUUGGCAUGAAAUUGAUAAGGAAACUGGCCAAGAACUUUGUAAACAAAUGGAUGAGCAUUAUAAAAAGUUAAAAAUGAAACAGGAAGAAAAGGUCAAAUUACAUGAAAGCAGACUACCACCACCCUUCAUGAGACCUGCAAGGAACACAGAAAACUUUAUUGAAAAUUGGUCACAGUUGGUAAAGAAGGUUGAGAAUGAAUUAGGAACAGUUUUAUUGGCAUGUCCUUUUGGAAGUCAGAGGUACAACUUAGAUACAGAGAAAAGUGAUAUGGACAUGUUUGUUAUAUACCAAGCUGAUACAAAGUCAUUACUAGGGUUUGAUAAACAACCUCCUCAAACUGUUAAGAGUAGUGAGAGGGAGGCUUUAGAUUAUACAGUACAUGAAGUUUACAGAUAUGGAGAGUUACUAUUGGCAGGAGACCAUAGAUGUGUAGAGACUUUAUUUUUACAAGAAUCAUCAUAUGUUGCUUCUUCUGAAACUAUCAAACAACUUUUAUUGAAAAGGCAUUUAUUUUUAAACAGUUUAUGUCUAGAUAAAUAUUUAAGAGAUGCUUUAGGUAAUAAAGGACUUAAAUUAUUUGAGAAAUGGACUAAAGAUAAGCCAUAUGAUCUUCAGAUGACUGAAAGACAAUCAAAAUUGGCAUACAUAAUCAUUAGGCUCUUACAGAAUGCAAAGAAUGUUGUUGAUAAAGAAGAUCUUCAAGUUUUCAGAUUAAAGGAAUCACCAGAGAGAAAUCUACUAAUGUCACUUAAGUCAAUGGAAAAUAUACCACCAAUACAAUUUGUUCUAGAUGAAAUCAAUAGGUUAAAGAAUUAUAUAGAUGAAAAUAAAGACAAGGUUCCUGAAGCAUCAGAAGAAUUAAAGCUGUUUAUGAAUGAUUGGAUAUUGACUCUUAGAAAAGAGAGAUUUAUAUGAAUAUAUUAUAACAUGUUUGGUGAAAAAAAAAUUGUGAUAAUGAUCUGUGAUAGACAUUCUUAUUAUGGGGUCAUCCGUAAUUCUCUUUCAAUAUUUCCGAAUCAUAGAUGUAGUGAAAAACAGUACUGUAGUUGAAAGUUGCUGCCAUCAAUUGGACAGUCAUAAAUAAAGUUAUACUCAGUCUGAUAUUUGCCAACGAAUUAAAGCUUUAAACUGAAGGUUAUUCAUUACUUAUACAAUUCAAAUUUUGAUAUCGCAAUAAAACUACUAUUUCAGAAAUACUAGUUGUAUUAAUUUUGUUUUAAAGUAUGAAUCAAUCAUGGAUUUCACCAUGUUAUUAUGGAGGCUCACUGGUUAGUUAGGACAUGAUAAUUGUGGAUUUGAUGUUGAUUAAUGGACAAUAAAAAAAAUAUUUUAAGA
Messenger RNA from Mytilus californianus (California mussel), 2211 nucleotides. RefSeq lists its product as uncharacterized. The coding region runs from base 394 to 1791 and encodes 465 amino acids. Lineage: Eukaryota; Metazoa; Mollusca; Bivalvia; Mytilida; Mytilidae. The transcript is spliced from 7 exons. The record is from RefSeq and is a predicted model, not a curated record. Gene Ontology annotation, molecular function: RNA binding.